Molecule: messenger RNA, 387 nt
Organism: Penicillium subrubescens
Lineage: Eukaryota; Fungi; Ascomycota; Eurotiomycetes; Eurotiales; Aspergillaceae
Exons: 2
Coding region: 1-387 (128 amino acids)
Source: RefSeq, a predicted model, not a curated record
AUGGCGAAGAAGAUACCCCGUGUAGUCUCCGGCCGCGCUACCGGCGAGUCUAGGGUUGACCUAGCGGAACAGGUCGCUUGUGAUACCGCUCGAUGUACAGAUCUUCGUGCACGUCUCGUCAACCGCCGUAGUGGUGUACUAGCUACCGCAGUAAAGGGUAGUGCUAUUAGCGACGGUGCUGUUAGCGGGCGGCAGGAUAGCAGUACUUGUGUAGCCUGUGCUACUACCAGGUGCGACUACGACACUCGGGAUAGGGUUGGAGACGUUGUAGACGCCACCCUACGGCGACAGGCAGAGGGUGCGGCCGUGGAUCCAGACAGUGGAGACGAGGUUGUCACAGAAGAAGUUGGUUAUAUGGCCAGUGUUGGCGCUCUGCAGCGCAGCUGA